AUGUCGUCGAACGUCCCGAUCUCGCAAUCGAGCAUCACGGCGCCCACGCCUCAGAACACUCCUCUGACCCACGCGCCGAUCUCGUCAGGGCUUUCGCGUCCAACAGUACCUGAUAUUUCUGAAGAUAACGAGCCUGCAGAAGAAUCGGAAGAUGCUGCCAUCCAAUCGGCCAUGUUAGGGCUGGUGCAAGGAAGAUUGGCCGGUCUGGUCGGCAAGAGCUCAGGUUACUUGGAGAGCCUGCCGGUGAAGACAAAGCGGAAUGUCGAGGCACUGAAAGGCGUACAGGUCAAACAGAACGAACUACAAAAUCAGUACAAACGCGAGUGCCUUGAGCUCGAGAAAAAGUACCUAGCCCUCGCUGUGCCAUUGUACGAGCGUCGGCACGCCAUCAUCUCAGGUACUUCUGAGCCCACGCCAGAGGAAAUUGAGGAAGGCGAAAAGCAGACUGCUAAGGAUGACGGCGAUGACUACACACCGCUUCCGAAAGACGCACCAGCAUCUGAGGAUGCGCCAGCUGGAAUCCCCGAGUUCUGGUUAACUGCACUGAGAAAUCACCCUGCUCUCUCGGAACUCAUUACCGAUCGAGAUGCUGGUGCCCUAAAGCACCUUACCGACAUCCGUAUCGAAUAUCUCCCCAGCGACAAGCCUGACUCCAAACCAGGCUUCAAACUGUUGUUCACCUUCAGCCCCAAUGAGUACUUCGACAACGAGGUCCUCGAGAAGACAUACGUCUACCAGGAAGAAGUGGGGUACUCUGGCGAUUUUGUCUACGAUCGUGCGAUCGGAACUGAGAUCAAGUGGAAAGACGACAAGGAUUUGACGAAAGAGUUCGAGAUCAAGAAGCAGCGGAACAAAAACACUAAUCGCACUCGAUUGAUCCGCAAAACACGACCAGCGGAGUCAUUCUUCAAUUUCUUCAGUCCUCCCGUGCCACCCUCCGACGAGGCCAUCGAAAACGGCGAUAUCGAGGAAGAGGACCUCGAAGAGAUGGAUGAGAAACUGGAAGUUGAUUACCAGAUUGGUGAAGACUUCAAAGAAAAGGCGCGUUUCAUCAUUCCCCGAGCCGUCGACUAUUUCACCGGAAAGGCUCUGGAGUAUGAAGUCAUGGAUUCGGAUGAUGAGUUUGAAGAUAUCGACGACGAGGAUGAGGAUGGUGAUGUAUUUGACGAUUCUGACGAUGAUGAUGACGACGGCCCUCCCGUCCCUCGCAGACGUGUCGCCGCGGCCGGCGGUGCUACUGAUGUCAAGCCCGACGAUUGCAAGCAGCAGUAA
Pleurotus ostreatus (oyster mushroom) is the source of this 1272-nucleotide messenger RNA. RefSeq lists its product as uncharacterized. Gene Ontology annotation, molecular function: histone binding; chromatin binding. Bases 1 to 1272 code for a protein of 423 amino acids. The transcript has 5 exons. The record is from RefSeq and is a predicted model, not a curated record. Gene Ontology annotation, biological process: nucleosome assembly. Gene Ontology annotation, cellular component: nucleus; chromatin. NCBI's taxonomy places the organism in Eukaryota, Fungi, Basidiomycota, Agaricomycetes, Agaricales, Pleurotaceae.